AUGGCCGAAGAUCCAACUGCAGACACCACUGAUGGCAUCGAUUCGAACCCUGCACCUGCUCCGGGGAAGCUGGUCACAGUUCUAAGCAUAGAUGGAGGAGGUGUGCGCGGGCUUAUCCCCGCAACCAUCCUCGCCUUCCUCGAAUCCAAGCUCCAAGAACUCGACGGACCGGACGUAAGAAUCGCAGACUAUUUUGAUGUGAUUGCUGGAACGAGCACCGGAGGCCUCGUUACUACGAUGCUUACAGCACCCAAUAACGACGGCCGGCCGCUCUUUGCUGCAAAGGAUAUCAUUCAGUUUUUUCUGGAUAAUAGCCCCAAGUUUUUCCCGCAAAAGAAAGCUGGUAUCGUGUGGAACUUGUUUGACGCAGCCACUGGACCCAAGUACGACGGCAAGUAUCUGCACUCCAAGAUUCAAGAACUGCUCGGUGACACGAAGCUUAGCCAAACCCUAACCAACAUAGUCAUUCCCACUUUCGACAUCAAGCUUCUGCAGCCCAUCGUCUUCUCGACCUUUGAGACGAAGUACACACCGUUGAAGGACGCUCUCCUGUCGGACAUUUGCAUCGGUACGUCUGCAGCACCAACUUAUCUUCCUGGUCAUUACUUCCAGACGGAAGACCAUCAAGGGGGCACUCGGGAGUUCAACCUCGUCGACGGUGGUGUGGCUGCAAACAACCCGAACGAUGGACAGACUUUAACUGCGAUGAGCCAAGUAACGAAGGAGAUCUUGAUGGAGAAUGCGGACUUCUUUCCGAUCAAGCCGGCGGACUCCGGCAGGUUCCUCGUCAUCUCUCUGGGGACUGGUUCUAACAAGCAAGAGGGGAAAUUUAGCGCGCAAGAGAGCGCCAAGUGGGGCUUGCUCGAGUGGCUGUACAACAAGGGAAGCACUCCUAUCAUCGACAUCUUCUUUCAGGCGAGUGCAGACAUGGUGGACAUCCACGUACCUGUUCUCUUUCGAGCACUCCACUCCGAGGAGCAUUACCUACGCAUACAGGAUGAUACUUUGGUCGGCGACGCCUCGUCGGUGGACAUCUCGACGAGGGAGAACUUGGAGAAGCUGGUGGAGAUGGGCAACGAGCUGCUUAAGAAGCCAGCGUCGAGGGCGAACUUAGAGAAUGGAACGUUCGAGCCAUGUGAGGCAGAGGAAACGAACGAAGAAGCCCUCUUUCGUUUCGCCCGGAGGCUCUCCAGUGAAAGAAAGCUGAGGAACUCUUUCAAGUUACUGAGAUGA
Molecule: messenger RNA, 1233 nt
Organism: Musa acuminata subsp. malaccensis (wild Malaysian banana)
Lineage: Eukaryota; Viridiplantae; Streptophyta; Magnoliopsida; Zingiberales; Musaceae
Source: RefSeq, a predicted model, not a curated record